This is a messenger RNA of Nannospalax galili (Upper Galilee mountains blind mole rat), 5934 nucleotides long. RefSeq names its product fibrillin 3 (gene Fbn3). Gene Ontology annotation, molecular function: calcium ion binding. The record is from RefSeq and is a predicted model, not a curated record. Lineage: Eukaryota; Metazoa; Chordata; Mammalia; Rodentia; Spalacidae.
AUGGUGGAGAAAUUGGGCAAAAAUGUUGAAUUCUACAUCUUUACAAAGCUUAAACUCUUCAUUCGAAACUCAGGUGCAAAGAGGAGGUUCUCCCCACAAAGGCCUAAUGCUUGCAGGUCCCAUUUUCGUGCCUACUGUUGCCCUGGCUGGAGGACAUUGCCUGGCAGGAACCAGUGUGUUGUCCAUGAGUGCAUCUGCAGGCACACCUGCAGUGAUGGCUUCUGCUCCCAGACCAAUCUGUGCACCUGUAUGGAUGGAACCCUGGCUCCCAGAUGUGGGGUGAGCAGAGCAUCUUCAGGGUGCAGUGUGAGCUGCAUGAAUGGGGGCAGUUGCCAAGGGUCAUCCUGUCUCUUCCAAAGAGGCUGUGUGGGCACAGUGCAUGGACAGCCUAUCUGUGACCCUGGCUGCCACAACAGAGGACAUUACACAAGUCUCUGUGCUUGUGUGUAUGGCUUCAUGGGGCCUCAGUGUGAGAGAGACUACCAGGUAGUGUCCUGCUUCAGCCAAGUGAGCCCUGAGGGGUGCCAGCACCAGUGGACCAGCCUCACUUGCACCAAGGCUCUCUGCUGUGCCACUGUGGGUCGUGCCUGGGGCCUUCCCUGUGAACUCUGCCCUGCACAGUCGCACUGCUGUCGCCAAGGCUUUGUUCCCAAUACAGGGGCCUGCCAAGAUAUAGAUGAAUGUCUCAGUGUGCCCAGCCUCUGCUCUGGGGGUGACUGUACCAACACAGUGGGGAGCUACAUGAGUACCUGUCCCCAAGGCUUUGCCAGCAGCCCGGAUGGAGCCCGCUGCCUGGAUUACAGAGUAGGUAUCUGCUUCUCUGUGCUAAUCGGGGAUCGCUGUGCUGCAGACCUUGCUGGCCACUACACCCACAGACAGUGGUGCUGUGAUAAUGGCAGGUGCUGGAUAGCUGGUCCCACUCCAGAGCUGUGUCCUGCAAAGGGUUCUGAUGAAUUCCUGCACCUGUGUACCCAGGGGUUCCCACUGCUGCCUGUGUAUCCAGGCCCCUUCCCUGGACUCCCAGAUGUUGGAUCCAAUGGCCUGGGACCAGCACAACAGAACACCCCCAGUUCCAAGAGACUUAAAGUCCCCAACCUGGGCUCUGGCAACUCCAACUUUGGUACAGUCACUCUGAACCAAACUAUUGACAUCUGUCGCCACUUCACCGUCCUGCGUCUCAAUGGCCAUUGCCUGCCCACCCCUUCCAGCUACCACUAUGAAUGCAAUGUGGGCUACACCCAGGAUGUGAAUGGAGAGUGUAUUGAUGUGAAUGAAUGCACCAGCAGCCCCUGUCACCAUGGUCACUGUGUCAACACUCCUGGCUCCUACCACUGCCAGUGUCAUAAGGGCUUCCAGGCCACGCUCACCAAGCAAACAUGUGUAGAUGUAGAUGAGUGCAUCAUCCAUGGCAGCCUUUGCCACAUGGGCCACUGUGUCAACACAGAGGGCAGCUUUCAGUGUGUGUGCAAUGCAUACUUUGAUCUCAGCCUAGAUGGCAGGAGAUGCAUGGAUCACAAUGAGUGUGCCACUGGCACUACAUGCCUGAAUGAUCUGUGCAUCAGUGAGAAUGGGAGCUUCACAUGUCUAUGAAAACCCAGCUUCAUGCUGGGCCCUGGUGGCAGCUCCUAUCGUGUCCCUCUCAUCUCGGACAUAGAUCAGUGCCAGACCGCAGGCAUCUGAGUGAAUGGCCACUGUGCCAACACCGAGGGGUCCUUCCUCUGCCAGUGCCCUGGAGGGAUGGUGGUGGGUGCAGGUGGCUCUGUGUGCACAGACACCCAUAUGCAUAGCAUGUGUUAUGGGGCUAUAGAGAAGGGCUCCUGUACCCACCCCUUCCCUGGCAUUGUCACGAGAUCUGAAUGCUGUGCCAGUUCAGAGCAUGGCUCUGGAGUUCCCUGACAGCCCUGUCCAACCAAGAACUCAGCUGAGUUCCAGACACUCUGCAUCAUUGGACUUGGCAUCACCACAGAUGGGGUGGGUCUGAACACCAGAGCUGGGAACUAUUUCUUGGACACACAUGACCGAGGUGACGGUGGCAUUUCCUGCAGUGCAGAGGUUGGAGUUGGUGUCACCAGAGCCUCCUGCUGUUUUUCCCUGGGCCGGGCCUGGGGCACCCCCUGUGAGCCAUGUCCAAUGGACAGCACUACCAAGUACAGUACUCUGUGCCCAGGUGGCAGGGGUUUCUGGCCCAAUCUCAUCACUGUGAUUCCAGAAGACACUGAUGAAUGCCAGGAGCUUCCUGGGCUGUGCCAGGGAGGUGACUGCACCAACACCUUUGGUAGCUUCCAGUGUGAGCACCGUCUGGGAUACCACCUCAAAGAAGAUACCUACACCUUUGAGGAUAUCGAUGAAUGUUCUACCAACCCAGGCAUCUGUGGCCCUGGCACAUGCUACAACACUCUGAGAAAAUACACCUGUGUCUGCCCUGCAGAUUACAUGCAGCGUAGCAGUGCCAACAACUGUGUGGACAUGAGAAAGAGCACAUGAUUCUGGCAUUAUAAUGGCACAUGUAGGAAUGAACUGACCUUCAACAUGACCCAGAAGAUAUACUGCUGUUCCUACAACAUUGGCCAGGCCUGGAAUAGACCCUAUGAAGCCUGUCCCACCCCUGCCAGCUCUGAGUACCAGGUCCUUUGUGGGAACCAAGUCCCCAGCUUUGUCAUUAAUGUCCAUACAGGAAAACCCGUUGAUAUUGAUGAGUGCAGGGAGAUUCCGGCCAUCUGUGCCCAUGGCGUCUGCAUCAACCAGAUUGGGAACUUCUAUUGCAACUGCCCCAUGGGCUUCGACUACAAUAGCAACCUGCUGGCCUGUGAAGAUGUGGAUGAGUGUGCAAACCAAGAGAUCCCCUGCCAGAGGAAUGUAGACUGCAUCAACAUCCCUGGAAGUUACUGAUGCGAGUGUGCCCGAGGGUUCAAGCUGACCCCCAGUGGAGCCUGCAUGGGAUGGAACAAGUGUCAGAGCAUCCCAAAUGUCUGUAAUCACGGUGACUGUGUAGACACUGAGGACAGCUACGUUUGUCUCUGUCACCAUGAUUUCUGAGCCUCAGCUGACCCAACCCUGUAUCUGGGCCUUGAUGAGUGUGACCAGCAACUGUGUGGAAACGGGAACUGCAGGAACAUCAUUGGCUCCUACAUCUGCCUGUGCUUCCCUGGCUUUGUAGCAACACACAACAGGGACUGUGCAGAUGUUGAUGAGUGUACCAUCUUGGCGGGGCAAGUGUGUCAAUUUGGCCAGUGCUUCAACACAGCUGGCUCCUUCCACUGUUUUUGCCAAGAUGGGUUUGAGCUCACCGCCAAUGGGAAGAACUGUGUGGACAUCAAUGAGUGUCUCAGCCUUGCAGGAACCUGCCUGCCAGGCACCUGCCAAAACCUUGAGGGUUCCUUCUGCCGCAUCUGCCCCCAUAGCUUCCAGGUGCAGGCUAAACAUUGCAUUGGUAAACAUGAAUGCUUAGAGGAGCCCAACUUCUGCCUCUCUGGCACCUGUACCAACCAUCCUGGGAGCAUCCAGUGCCUGUGCCCCGCUGGCUUUGUCCUCUCUGACAAUGGGCAUCAUUGUUUUGACACACGGCAGAGUUUUUGCUUCACCCGUUUUGACUCUGGGAAGUGUUUGGUGGCCAAAGCUUUCAUUGCCACCGAGACCCGGUGCUGCUGCAGCAAGAGACCUGGGGAGGGCUGGGGUGACCCCUGUGAGCUGUGUCCUCAGGAGGGCAGUGUUACUUUUCAGAAACUCUGUCCCUUUGGCCAUGGGGCAGUCCCAGGCCCGGAUGACUCCAGAGAAGAUGUGGAUGAGUGUGUGGAGAACCCGGGCAUCUGCACUAACGGCUUCUGCCUCAACACUGAUGGCUCCUUCCGAUGCCAGUGUCCCUUCGGCUACAGCCUGGACUUCACUGGCAUCAACUGUGUGGACAUAGAUGAAUGCUCUAUUGGGCAUCCCUGUGGGCAGGACAGUUGUACUAAUGUCAUCAGAGGCUUCAGAUGCACCUGGGCAGAUGACUUUGAGGCUGGCCCCAUGAUGACCUGUGAAGACACCAACAAGUGUACCCUGAACCCACUACUAUGUGUUUUCUGUUGCCACAACACUGAGGGCUCCUACCUCUGCACCUGCCCAGCUGGUUACACCCUGUGGAAGGAUGGUGCCAUGUGCCAAGAUAGGAAUGAGUGUAAGGAUGGGUCUCAAGAUUGCUACAACCUUGUCAUGCUGUGCAAAAACCUCAUUGGCACCUACACCUGCAUCUGCCCACCAGGCAUGCAGCCCCAGCCCUCUGGAGAGGGCUGCACAGGUGAGGAUGAAUGUCAAGCCAAGUCCAGCCUCUGUGCCCAUGACCACUGCAUCAACACGGUGGGCAGCUUCUGGUGCAACUGUGACAAAGAUUUCCGGCCCAAACCCACCCUCACAGAGUGCCACGACAUCCGGCAGGGGCUCUGCUACUCUGAAGUGCUACAGGCCAUGUGCCAGAAUUGGUCGAGCAGUGGUGAGGCUGUUCCCAAGACCAUGUGCUGCUGUGGGGGUGGUCGGGGCUGGGGGCCUCACUGCGAGCUCUGUCCCCUGCCUGGCACCUCUGCCUACAGGAACCUCUGCCCCCAUGGCACAGGCUAUAACACUGAGGGCAAAGACAUGGAUGAGUGCCUCAUGCUCACUGAUCAAUGUGCCCAUGGGGAGUGUAUCAAUAGCAUUGGCUCCUUCCACUGUCACUGCCAGGCUGGGUACAUACCAGAUGCCACUGCCACUACCUGCACAGAUUUGUUUGAGUGCAGCCAGGACCCCAAGCCGUGUUCCCUCCACUGCAAAAACAGGGACGGCAGCUUCCUGUGUGCCUGCCCCGGAGGAUAUCUGCUGGAGGAAGACUGCAGGAUCUGCAAAGACAUAAACGAGUGCACCUCCAGGCAGCACAAUUGCCAGUUCAUCUGCAUCAACAUCAUGGGCGCCUUCACCUGACACUGACCUCCUGGCUUCACCCAGCACCACCAGGCUUGCUUUGACAAUGAUGAGUGCUUGGCCCAGCCUGGCCCAUGUGGCAUCCGUGGACAAUGCCACAACACCCCAGGCAGCUUCCAGUGCGAGUGUGAUCUAUGCUUCAUCCUGGACAGUUCUGGCCACAGCUGUAAAGACAUAAAUGAAUGUAAUGAGCCCCAUUGCUGCCAACAUGGCUGUCAGAACGAGCUGGGAGGCUAUCGUUGUAGCUGCCCCCAGGGCUUCACCCAGCAUUCCUAGUGGACCCAGUGUGUGGAUGAGAAUGAGUGUGCAUUGUCACCCAUGGCCUGUGGCAGUGCUUCUUGCCACAACACACCUGGUGGCCUCCACUGUGUCUGCCCCUCUGGCUUCAACUUCAACCAGGCCUUCAGAGGCUGCCAGGAUGUGGAUGAGUGUGCCAAGCAAGGUAACCCCUGCAGCUAUGGUUGUGCCAACAUGCCUGGAGGCUUCUUGUGUGGCUGUCCCCAAGGCUACUUCUGAGUUGGGCAAGGGCACUGCAUCUCUGGCCUCAACUUCGGCCCUGGCUCUCCAGACACCCCAGAGGAGGAGAAGCUGUUCUCACCUGAAGCCUGCUAUGAAUGCAGGAUCAUUGGCCUCCCCCCUCAGGACCGAGCACAACACAGCAUCCAUGGGAGCUACCAGGUGAGCCUAGCCACCCUUGACACAGAAGCCCUUGACUUGGCCCUGAGCCUCUCACGCCUGGGCCAGGCCAAGCAUAUUUUAGAAUUGGGACUAGCUCUUGAGAGUCUGGAAGGCUGGGUCCGCUAUGUCAUCGCCCACGGUAACAAACAUGGUUUCUUCCACAUGAGUCACCCGGACAGCCUCAGCUCCCUACAGCUGGGCCAUCGGAGACCCAGACCUGGGAUGUACCAGCUAGAGGUGAUAAGCAUGGUAGGAGUUCCAGGCAUUGGACCAGGGCCAGAAAGCUGAGCCUUGCGGCUGAACGUUCAACUGCAGCUGCUCUGA